Harmonia axyridis is the source of this 1661-nucleotide messenger RNA. Its product is annotated as lipase 1-like. The record is from RefSeq and is a predicted model, not a curated record. The transcript is spliced from 7 exons. Lineage: Eukaryota; Metazoa; Arthropoda; Insecta; Coleoptera; Coccinellidae. Bases 382 to 1656 code for a protein of 424 amino acids. Gene Ontology annotation, molecular function: hydrolase activity, acting on ester bonds. Gene Ontology annotation, biological process: lipid metabolic process.
CAAGAAUGUCGAAUUUGAAAAUCGCUCAACGGCGAAUUAUCAUAAAUUCAUCGUUAAAGUCUCGUAUUCCUCGACCUUCCACAAUCCACCUCCUUCGAUCAAAUGAUGGAACAUAUUCCCAAACGAAUUUGCAUCGAUAUUCGACUUAAUUAACAAUUGUUUUUCGUGCGAGUCGGCAAGUAGGAAGUCCUACUGGCUGACACAAAAAUUCGAAUGUCGAGGUAGUUAAAAAUCAAUCUUGCCGAAAAAAAAAACAAUUAACAAGUUCGGUAAGACGGGGGAAUAAUUGGGAUUCGCCACUGUCUGGCUGUCUACGAUAACAAUUUUAUCAGUGCGGAAUUCAAAAUAGCUAGUUUAUUCUUGUGUCACAAGCCGAGAGUGAUGUUGGUGUUCAAGUUUUUGGUUUUUGUAGGGUUGGUUGUUGUGGGAGGUAGAGGGAACAAGGAGAAUAAUGUGUGUCCCACCCUUAAGGACUAUGCCACUAUCAGAACUAACGAAAGAUGCUGGUACAACCCGGACGUCAACUCUAAGCCGGAAUCGAUAGCUAGAAGAUAUGGAUUCAAGCUAGAAGUCCACGAAGUGACCACCUCAGAUGGUUACAUUUUGAGCUUGUACAGGGUGGUACCUUGCAAUGGAACAAUAGGAGACACACCUGUCUUGUUACAGCACGGUAUAUGCAACAAUGGCGCAUUCUGGAUGUUAGAUGGAAAAAAAUCCAUACCAUUCUACCUAGUCAGUGUUGGAUUUGACGUCUGGUUGUCCAAUGCAAGAGGUACCGAGGUCUCUAUGAGGCACGUUAAUAUGACAGCUGCUGAUCCUAAAUUUUGGGACUUUAGUUUCCACGAGAUAGCCGUAUUCGACAUACCAGCGCUGUUGGAUUACAUAAGGAAGAAAACUGGCGGAAAGAGAAAAGUGAAUUUUAUGGGUCAUUCCAUGGGAGGCACCAUCCAAUUCGUGUAUUCUUCCAUGCUCCCGGACCACGCCAAGGAGAAUGUUGAAGCCAUUGUCUCUUUGGCUCCUGUCGUGUAUACAAAGUAUUUAAAGAGCGAGGUGCCUAGGAUUUUGUCUGAUUAUACUGGAUUUAUCUUGGAUGAACUACAUAUGAUUGAUUUUUAUGGAAGUGGCAUGUACCCUCAUUUGAAGAAGCUUGUCGAAAAUACCUGUAAAACAUAUCCCACAAUUUCUACAUGUCAAGUUAUUCUGGAAAGUCUCGUUGGAAGUAACCGGAAUACUUUAGAAGCUGAAACGUUGCCAUUGUUCUUCAGAAGGUAUCCAGCUAGUUUCUCCAUAAAGACUCUUGCCCAUUAUGGUCAAGAACGUUCCUCCGGUGGUCGAUUCCAGAUGUUUGACUACGGAACCCGUGAGAAUCUAUUGCGUUACAACUCAGUUAUACCACCAGCUUACGACCUUCAGAAGAUAAAAGUUCCUGUAUAUAUUCUUUUUGGCGAAGCUGAUUUACUUUCAGUUGAAGAGGAUCUCGACAUCCUUUUCGCGGAUUUGAAGACGGAAAAAUAUAUGAUACACUUCAGAGGAGAAAACAAUGCUGAACUGUUCACCCAUAAUGAUUUCUUAUUCUCCAAAGAGUUGAUAAAGUUGGAUCAAUACCUAGCUGAGCUUCUAGGAAAUGUUUCUACAAGUGCAAAUAAAAAAAGAUGAAGUUU